AUGACAGGAGUAUUUGACAGAAGAGUCCCCAACAUCAGAUCCGGCGACUUCCAGGUUCCUUUCCAGACGGCCGCAGCCAUGCACCACCCGUCCCAGGAAUCUCCCACUUUACCCGAGUCCUCGGCUACGGAUUCCGACUACUACAGCCCGGCGGGGGGAGCCCCGCACGGCUACUGCUCGCCUACCUCGGCUUCCUACAGCAAAGCGCUCAACCCUUACCAGUAUCAGUACCACGGCAUGAAUGGAUCUGCUGGGAGCUAUCCUGCCAAAGCCUAUGCAGACUACAGCUACGCCAGCCCCUACCACCAGUACAGCGGGGCUUACAACCGCGUACAGAGCUCUGCCAGCCAGCCAGAGAAGGAGGUGGCGGAGCCCGAGGUGAGGAUGGUGAACGGCAAACCAAAGAAAGUGCGCAAACCCCGGACUAUUUAUUCCAGCUUUCAGCUGGCGGCGUUGCAGAGGAGGUUUCAGAAGACCCAGUACCUCGCCCUGCCCGAGCGGGCCGAGCUGGCCGCCUCCCUGGGGCUCACACAGACGCAGGUGAAAAUUUGGUUUCAGAAUAAAAGAUCCAAGAUCAAGAAGAUCAUGAAGAAUGGGGAGAUGCCUCCAGAGCACAGCCCCAGCUCCAGCGAUCCCAUGGCCUGCAACUCUCCACAGUCGCCUGCAGUUUGGGAACCUCAGGGCUCAUCUCGCUCCCUCAGCCACCAUGCCCACGCACACGCUCACCCUCCAAACUCCAACCCGUCCCCUGCAUCCAGCUACCUGGAAGGCUCCAGUUCCUGGUACCCUGCUGCCAACUCCAUCAACUCCCACCUCCAACCCCACAGCUCCCUACAGCACCCAUUAGCGCUGGCCUCUGGGACAAUUUAUUAGUCUGACCCUUAUUAUUUUAUUAUUUUUUUUUCCCUUGGACUCCUGUGUUUUGCUGUUAAGGAAUAAUAACAAAAAGAAUGCAUACGGGGGAUUUUUAAAAGGGAAAACAAAACAAAACAAAAAGAUGAAAAUGUGUAAAGCUUGUGCAUGUAACUUAUUGCAUUUCAGAGGAAACCAUUUUUUAUACAAUACGGACAUUUUUUGGCUCAGCUGUGGACACUAUCAAUGGUGCCUUGAAAUCUAUGACCUCAACUUUUCCAGAGACUUUUUUUCAAUGUUAUUUUAACCCUGUAAAUAAUUGUAGAUAGAGGAAUUAAACUGUAUAUUCUGAAUCAAAUAAAAUUAUUUCGACCA
Molecule: messenger RNA, 1227 nt
Organism: Apus apus (common swift)
Lineage: Eukaryota; Metazoa; Chordata; Aves; Apodiformes; Apodidae
Gene: DLX5
Product: distal-less homeobox 5
Exons: 3
Coding region: 1-873 (290 amino acids)
Biological process (GO): cell differentiation; regulation of transcription by RNA polymerase II; anatomical structure formation involved in morphogenesis
Molecular function (GO): DNA-binding transcription factor activity, RNA polymerase II-specific; RNA polymerase II cis-regulatory region sequence-specific DNA binding
Source: RefSeq, a predicted model, not a curated record